AUGUUUUUAGUGGGAAGUUUAAUUAAUUCACGAUUAUCCUUGUGCUAUUUUAAGAAAAUAAGUCUUGCUUCUUAUGGUUAUUUUUAUCCAGGUGCUUAUCCCGAGCAGUUCAUGAUUCUUUCAACUCUUAACAAAAUCUACGCUGUUGAUAUUCUAACGGGAGAUAGUCUUGUUAGGGUCAUUGAUGACUCCAGAAAAGAGGCUUCUGCAACAAACUCUAACCAUGAUAACAUCGAGAUUGACGUGACUGAGAAUAAAAUUUACUUCAUUCAUCAGAAAGACAUUAAACGAAUGAGCUUUGAUUUUACUGAUCUUGAGAUUUUUGCCAAAAAUGCCAGUGCUCAUGAUAUAGCUGUUGACUGGAUUGGUCGUCGUAUUUUCUACGUACAGUCAAACAAUCUAAUUCACCAAAUUACUUUCCACGAUAAGAAGACAAGCAUUAUGAAGCUUACACCUGGUAUAAAAUUUUACGAAAUAACAACAGAUCCGUUAAAAGGGUUUCUCUUCUUGGCAGAGAGUAAAGAACGUUCCAUUUGGAUAUGUAGCACAGCUUCAAAUAAGCAUUUGAUUUCAUCAAUUCGUCUUGAUUUACUACCACAUGAUUUAUCACUUGACACAACCAAGAGGAAGUUGUAUUGGAGAGUUACCAAUGGAGAAGUGUUUUCUUGCGAUUACCACGCAAAAAACAUGAUCCUUACGACAUCUAGAAUCUCACAAAAGUAUUUUGGAAGUUUUAUCUACAUGAUGGAGAGAAAAGACGUAAUAAGUAUACGUAACAUCACUGAUCUACGACUGAUUCGUAAAUUUGAAGUUCCUCCAAACAUAAGUUAUCAUGGUUUUGCUCUUGUUAGCCAUUCUAUUCAAGAAUCAAAAGCAAUAAAGACGUUUGACUUUCCCAAAUAUGGUCCCAAUUCAUACUACUUUAAAAUGAAUGGAGCUUUGGAAUGCACAUGCGCGAAAGGAUACAAAGGAAAAUGCAAUUUAUGUUUAGCCCCAAAAGUGGAUAUAAUCUUCAUGAUUGAUAGAUCUAGUAGUAUUCGCUAUGCUGAUUUUCAGUUGGUGCGACAGUUUCUUAUUUCUAUUGGAGAAAGAUUGAGGGUUGGUGAGCGCGAUUCUUCAGGGAAAAUAAUUGGUCAAGCGGCUAUCGUUACAUUUAGUGAACAUGGCAUGGUGGAGCUAACAUUGAACAGCAGUCAGAGUCCAGGAUGGUUUAGAUAUAUUGUGAACAGUAUGCCUGGACCACUAAUAGGAGGACGAACCAGGACCGAUCUUGGAUUGGCUGUAGCUGACUCUAAGGUAGUUGUGAAAUCUGCUGGGUAUCGGGAGGAUGAUCCAGACGUUACAAAAUUUUUUAUGGUUCUUACCGAUGGAAGACAGACAAGAAGUAGAGGAUACAUAUACGUCCGAGAAGCAAUGCAGCCAUUCUUUAAACGUAGAAAUUUAAAUAUCUUUGCUGUGGGCAUCGGCCCAUUUGUUGAUUAUGAAGAAGUUAAAGAUAUGGUGAAAGAUGAAGAGAGCGCUUUCUUUCUGAGAGAUUUUGAAGACUUAAUGAAGACUGAUAAAAUAACCAUGGAAUUGAUCUACAAACUGUUUAAUGUUUCUUUCAUAUGUGCUUCCCAAAAAGACGACUGUCAUCCUUCUUUUGCCAAAUGUACAGACACAUCUCCUGGGAAGUAUACGUGCAAGUGUAUUGUUGGCUACACUGGAGAUGGUAAACAGUGUAUUCGAAAGAACCUCCAACUGAUUGGAGACGGGAAGUUUUACGAAAAAUUCAUGAAAAUUCCUUCAAAAGAAGCUUCUGCCAAUCAUUUACUCACGAAUUUCCUUCAUCUUAAAAAUGGUGUGCGAAAUAAGACACAGAAAUUUUUCGAAGACAUUGUCAUUUUACUGGAUUCAUCUGGAUCCAUCCGAUCUCGUGAAUUCAAGAAGGGGAAAUGCGCUUUAAAAUAUCUCAUUAAUGCUGAAUUACCUGACAGUUACAACAUUUACUGGGCUGGUGUUCAGUACUCUUACGACGCAACAAUUAUUUUUGAUUUCGUUCCUACUUCUCAAGCUGCAAACAAAUCUCACUCAUUUACAUAUGAGGGUCGCGCAACAAACACUGCUGAAGGCUUAAAAGGAGCAAAACAGCUAUUUGAUGGCCCAAGAAGAGGAAGUCGUCCCGGAUCAUGGAAAAAGGUGUUGCUUGUCACUGAUGGACUAUUCAAUGUAAACAAAAUGCUAUCAUUGCAUAAUGCAUAUGAAUUGAAAUACGCUCGAAUUGAAAUCUUCGUUAUCGUUAUUGGAAAUUUCCCACGUGAUAUUGAAGAAAUUCUUAAUAUUGCUUCACCACCACCACAAGAUCAUGUUCUUAGGAUUAGAAGCUAUAGUGAUUUCAUCGAUGUAGUGCUACUUGCCAUUAAGAAAAUCAGUCCUAUUCAACAUAAAAGACUACAGAGUUUUCCACCUCCUUGUUAA
Xenia sp. Carnegie-2017 is the source of this 2457-nucleotide messenger RNA. RefSeq lists its product as uncharacterized. NCBI's taxonomy places the organism in Eukaryota, Metazoa, Cnidaria, Anthozoa, Malacalcyonacea, Xeniidae. The coding region runs from base 1 to 2457 and encodes 818 amino acids. The record is from RefSeq and is a predicted model, not a curated record. Gene Ontology annotation, molecular function: calcium ion binding. The transcript is spliced from 8 exons.